This is a messenger RNA of Rhinichthys klamathensis goyatoka, 1042 nucleotides long. It is a transcript of the gene rcn2, whose product is annotated as reticulocalbin 2. The coding region runs from base 30 to 1001 and encodes 323 amino acids. Lineage: Eukaryota; Metazoa; Chordata; Actinopteri; Cypriniformes; Leuciscidae. Gene Ontology annotation, cellular component: endoplasmic reticulum. The transcript is spliced from 8 exons. Gene Ontology annotation, molecular function: calcium ion binding. The record is from RefSeq and is a predicted model, not a curated record.
AGUGAGAGUCCAGAUGACCGGAGCGCACCAUGGCAACAAGCUCAGCUCAAAACUUUAGCAACCAGCCUUUCGAAAGUUUAAAGAUUGUAUACACAGCUCUAUUAUUGCUGGUGGCCUGUUGUGCAUCAGGAGGUAUUGGCAGCCAAAUUGUCCAAGAGGACCAACAUAACCAUGAACAUAAUGCAAAUAUGUUCCUUGGCUCUAAGGACAAAGAUGAAAUACAGAAACUAAAUCCAUCUGAGCAGCGGAAGCGACUGGUGGAGAUAGUGAAAAAGAUUGACACCAACUCUGAUAAAUACCUGACUCCAGAGGAAAUCACAUUAUGGAUACAAAGGGUGUACAGGAGAUAUGCGCUGGAUGAUGCUGAGGAACGCUUCUCUGAGUUUGACUACAACAAUGAUGGUCUGGUAUCUUGGGACGAAUACAAUAUGGUCAUGCAUGGUCAUACUGUGGAAGUGGAUAAAGAUGCUGUUCUUGAGGACCCAGAGGAGGAGUCACUUAGAUUUCUCCAUGCAAAGGAAAAAAGACGUUUUUAUUUUGCCGAUACGGAUGGCUCAGUUGGCCUGAACUUAACAGAGUUCCUUGCAUUUACUCAUCCAUCUGAGGUGGACCACAUGGCUGAUUUUGCUAUUGAAGAUGUGCUAACUGAAUAUGACUUGGAUAAAGAUGGAUUCAUCAGCUUGAGUGAAUUCAUUGGAGAUCUCCGAGCAAAUGAGCAGGACGAGCCCUCGCAGUGGGAGGUCGAGGAAACGGUGCGCUUUAAAGAUCUCUAUGACCAGGAUAAGGAUGGAAAACUCAACAGGGAUGAACAGCUCCGCUGGGUCGCUCCGAACAGCUAUGGGUCGGCACGAGAAGAAGCUAUUCAUCUCAUCAAGGAAAUGGAUCAAGAUGGUGAUGAAAGGCUCUCAGAGGCAGAGAUUUUAAAAAACCAAGACACUUUCAUGAACAGUGAAGUGACCGAUUAUGGAAGACAGCUCCAUGUGCCACAUGAUGAGUUGUAAUAGUUAAAACCUUUUAUAAAUACUUCUUGUGGUGCCACAAA